GUGUGUUCACAUGCGAGCUGGUGGCGACGUCAGAGGCACCUUGAACUUUUCUACGCCUCCUAGGCCACCUCGCAAGCCACGCAAUAUGCUAUACACAACCACCAGCUGCCAGUGCUUCCGUUCCCUCGUAGUAUACUGAGGAUAGCAGCAUUAUGGAUCUUGCUCCAUGAUGGCCCGGAAUGAUGAAUCCACAACAGCUUCCAUGUCAACCCACGCCAACCAGUAUAUCCGCGAGUUCCUCCACGCACAGGAGAGACCGCCUGAGAUAGCAGCGCGGUACUUCUAUUCUGCUCCCCUAGCCAUCGAUGAUCCUCUGUCACCGCUGCCUCCGCCGAGCACCGGCUCGUCCACCCGCAGGCAUCCACCUCGACCCUUUUCGAAAUAUGACAAUCACUCGUUGAACAAUACAUGGCUAGAUUUGCGGCGGGAGAUUCUUAAGUAUACCGAGAAUGCGGGCGAGAAGACAGGGUCGCUGGAUGCUGCUGGCAGCUCCACGUCAGCUUUCCCUCGAAGGAGAACGAGACGAAAUGGUUCCAGCUCCGCGGAUGACAGUUCACGCGCAACGUCGAAGGCUAGAGACAUACCCGUCGGAACUGCAAGAGCCAAUCGAGCAAGCACAUCGUCUGCAGAAGGGUCCUUGCAGCGGAAUAAGGAAAUUGUGGAUGGUGCUGCAAGUAGCCUUACUGGUUCGUUGCGUGCGUUGGACCCAGCAGAUGCGUCUGGUAGCUUGGAUAACACAAACACGACCGGGACUCCCUUCAUAAGAGCUCCGUCCAGGAAACAUCUGCCGACGGUGGGUAUGCAAAGACUGCCAGAGGGUAGACAGCGUCCCGCCGCUCGCGAGCUAGAUAGCUACAAAUGGGAUGACGAGGAAGACGCAGACGCCACAAAACAUAAGAAUGGUAGCGGGCGGGGAUCGAAGAACACCCCCGCAAGUCCCUCAGCUAAGGUCCCAGUGGGAGUGUCGAGACUACAUAACGUGGUCUUGAGCGCCGAAAACAUACGUAUGGAGCCAAUAUAUUGGUCUCCGGUGAACGACAUCGCCCAGGUUGUUCGUGGGACUUGGUUUUACAAGGACAGCAUGCUGCCGGUAGAGGGAGAUGUGGCCAACAUGCUCGAACUUGGAUAUGUCGAGCUGCGGCCUUGGUCACAGACCUGGAAUGACGAGCUUAAUAGCGCCGUUGAGGUUGGUGCACAUGGGGAGAUGAAAAUAUUGCAUAAACUGUGGCCAGAGAAGCCGCCGCAGGUAGACAGCCGGCCUGCCACAUCAAGUGAGAUGAGUGCUGGUUUAGUCGUCAACACUCUCGACGUUACCCCUGACACGCCGGAAAAGGAGAGGGAAGAGACAGUGCAGAUUGCUUGCGAUCUCAUUGACGUCUCAACUGGCGCCGAUGGUCCAGAUAAUAAGGCAGGUGGCGAAAACCAGUUCGGUGCGGAUGGAAGAUUGCGACAAUACUUGAAAGCUGGAGUUAUUUAUGCUAAUGAGAAGGAAGCGUAUUUGUUGCGACCUAAUCUUCAACCGUCGGCGUAUUAUGGAAGAAGACCGUUGGCCAAUUAUAUCCGCAAAGGAAGGCCGAUUGGUAUAUGUGUUACAAGAGGCUUCGACCAGGAAAUAUGGGAUCGUCUACACCCACCGAAGAAGAGCACAAGAGCUACGAAAGCUCGUGAAGGGGUGUCAACAGCUCAAGCAGGGGCAUCCUUCGGCAGACGACAAGAAGAUGACCUAGAAAUUGCACAGUCGGAGAGGCCACAGGUCACAGAUCUAGUCUUGGUCAUUCAUGGCAUCGGUCAAAAGCUCUCUGAACGAAUAGAGACAUAUCAUUUUACUCACGCGAUCAACGCCUUCAGACGAGAGGUAAAUGUUGAGUUAGGUACCGACAGCGUAAAGCGAAAUCUACGAAAGGAUAUGGGGGGUAUAAUGGUUCUACCUGUAAACUGGCGUCUGCGAAUCUCCCUAGAAGAUGAAGCUAAGAAGGACCCUACUGAAGCUGAAGACCCUUCCGUGAACCAGUAUACGCUUAAAGAUAUCACGCCAGACACUCUAGCCUCAGUCCGCGGCAUCAUAAGCGAUGUCAUGCUCGAUAUCCCCUACUACCUCUCUCAGGAACACAACCCGAGGAUGGUCGCAGCAUGCGUUCAGGAGGCCAACCGUAUAUACCGCCUUUGGUGCCUGAACAAUCCAGGAUUUGCGGAAUGGGGACGAGUCCAUCUCGUCGCCCACUCACUGGGCAGCGUAAUGGCAGUUGACAUUCUCAGCCAACAGCCUAGCCACCUCCCCCGACACCUCGGCGACCCUUCAACCCCUGAAUCAUCACUUCCUAAGUCUCACUUCAUCUUUGACACGAAAUCUCUCUUCCUUUGCGGAAGCCCUGUGGGCUUUUUCCUGCUCCUCAAGAAAGCUGCCCUACUUCCCCGCCGCGACCGCCGCAAACCGGGCGUGGACUCCUAUACUGCCACUACUCCCGGCGUCGCAGGCGAGCAAGGCACCUACGGCUGCAUCGCCGUCGACAACGUCUACAACAUCGUCAACCCGUACGACCCAGUCGCGUAUCGCGUCAACGCGGCCAUCGACGCCCCCUACGCAGCCACGCUCAAACCCGCCACCGUCCCCAGCGCAUCACCAGGCUGGUUCUCGCUCUCGUCCCCCUCAACCUCCUCCCUCGCGCACCCCAUCUCGUCCGCCGAGUCAGCCAUUGGCAUCAAACCAUCCACCACGGUGCGCCUCCCUUCCAACGUGGAACUGGAGACGCACAACUUCUCUCGCGAAGAGAUUGCGGAGAAGCGUGUUUACCUGCUUAAUGAUAACGGCCAGGUGGAUUUCAUGCUCAAGUAUGGUGGCGGUGCGUUUGAGAUCCAGUAUUUGACGAUGCUGGGCGCGCACUCGAGCUAUUGGCUUAGCAGGGAUUUUGUGAGGUGUAUCGUGCAAGAGGUUGGGCGGGGGUUUGGGAAGCAGGGGACGUUGGCGGCUAUGAGGGCUGUGAAGAAGAAGGGGGCGCUGGGAUAGUGGAGCAUGAGUAGUUGAGAUGAUGCCGCGAGUCGUGUAUUAGAUGGUGUCUAUGAUCGAGGUUGUUAGAGAGGGGGUUGGUGUGAAGCUGGUAGGUUGUAGGGAAAGGUGAUCGACUUGAAAAAGAGAGUCGGCUGGCAUUUGCAUGCUCGGCGACG
Messenger RNA from Mytilinidion resinicola, 3162 nucleotides. RefSeq lists its product as uncharacterized. The coding region runs from base 167 to 3004 and encodes 945 amino acids. Gene Ontology annotation, molecular function: glycerophospholipase activity; metal ion binding. The record is from RefSeq and is a predicted model, not a curated record. Lineage: Eukaryota; Fungi; Ascomycota; Dothideomycetes; Mytilinidiales; Mytilinidiaceae. The transcript has 3 exons. Gene Ontology annotation, cellular component: cytoplasm.